AUGCAGGAUAUUUGGCGGAAUGCCACCUGGGCCUGCCUUCCAUACAAAGAUGUAACAAGUAGAGGUGUCUUUCUCGGAGAUAAUCCGUUUGAUUUCGCAGUUCCAGUCCUUUACACACAGCUAUCCGUGGCCGCCUUGGUCGCUGCCUCCUUACAAUUUAUUCUUACCCCACUAGGUGAAAGUGCUUUUAUUUCACAAAUGUUGACAGGUAUUGUACUGGGACCUUCGAUUCUGGGAAAAGACGAAGUCUUAGCUGAUACGAUCUAUCCCGGAAGAAGUAUGUAUACAAUUAGAACAAUCGGGGCCUUCGCAUCCAUGCUCUUCAUGUUCAUCGUUGGAGUUAAAAUGGAUUUGAGUAUGGUAACAAAAUCAGGAAAAAAGGCACUGGUUAUUGGCUUAUGUGCUUUCUUUUUGCCACUAAUGCUAAGCACAACCUUGGCUUACACUUUAAAGCGUAAGGUUAACCUGGAGCCUAAUUUAUAUGAGAGCCUAAUUCAAAUUGCUGUAUUUCAAUCCUCAAGUUCCUUCCAUGUCAUUGCAUGCCUUUUAGCCGAUUUAAAUCUUCUCAAUUCAGAGCUUGGCCGAUUGGCUACUUCUUCUUCCAUGGUUAGUGGGUUAUGCUCUUGGAUUUGGUUCUUGGUGUCAUUCAUGGUGAGGCAAAACAUAAUAAUAACCAAGAAAAAUACUUUCCCACUUGCAGCAUUAAGUGUAGCCGGCAUGCUGCUGAUCAUAAUAUGCAUCAUGAGGCCCAUCUUAUUAUGGAUGAUUAGACAAACAACUAAAAGAAAACAACUCAAAGAGAGUUACAUGUUUUCCAUCUUUCUCAUGAUAUUGACGUGUUCCCUCCUUGGUGAUAUCGUUGGGAUACAUUUCGUGUUGGGGCCUAUGAUUUUAGGCUUGACUGUACCAGAUGGUUGGCCAUUAGGAUCAGCAAUAGUCGAUAAGCUUGAAUCCUACGUUUCGUUAAUUCUCUUGCCAACCUAUUAUGUGCUCACCUGCGGGAACUUAGAUAUUUUUUCGUUAAAUUUAAAGACUACUGGAAUUGUAGAGUUGUUGGCUUUAUCUAGCUUUCUGGGGAAGGUCAUCGGAACCAUGUUGCCUUCGCUCUAUUGCAAAAUGCCCAUCAUGGACUCGCUCUGUUUAGGCCUCAUCAUGAGCACCCAAGGCAUUACUGAUGUUAUAAAUUUACAAAUCGGGAUUCUCCUCUUUGUUAUUGACAACGAAUCAUAUAAUGCAAUAGCUGUAACCUUCAUUUUGAUGACGGGAAUCACCGCUCCCAUAGUGAAAAUACUCUACAAUCCAUCCAAGAGAUACAUGAGCUUCAGAAGGAGGAGGACUAUCCAGCAUACAAUGCCUAAUGAAGAGCUCCGUUUGUUGGCCUGCAUUUACCAUCAAAACAGUACUCCUUCCCUCAUCAAUCUUCUCGAAGUCUCCAAUCCAAUGACCAAAAGUCCCAUCUGCUUUUAUGCUGUCCAUCUCAUGGAGCUACAAGGCAGAUCAGCUCCAAUUCUCGUGGCGCAUCAACAAGGAAAAAGGAGUUCUAUUCAUUCUAAUCAUUCUGAACACAUAAUAAACGCUUUCUGGCGAUACGAGCAACAUAAUCUUGGUAAGGUAACGGUGCAUCCAUUUACAGCCAUUGCACCGUAUGCCACAAUGCAUGAUGAGAUAUGCAACCUUGCUUUAGAGAAGAGAGUAUCAAUGGUGAUUAUCCCUUUUCAUAAGCAUUGGACGUUGCAUGGUUCAGAGGAGUGUGACAAGCACAUAAAAGCUGUCAACUUCAAAAUUCUUAAGAAUGUCCCAUGCUCAGUCGGAAUCUUGGUUGAUAAAGAGACAUUAUCUGGGAGGAAUUCAGGGGGCAGCAAACCUCUGUACAGUAUUGGAAUGAUCUUUUUGGAAGGGCCGGAUGAUCGCGAAGCAUUAGCAUAUGCUAUGCGCAUGGCGGAACACCCCAAUGUUAGCCUUACAGUUAUUCGGUUGGUUCAACCUAAUAAAAAGAGUACGGAGCUUGAUUGUGAUAUGAUCAAACGGUUUAGGAGGUCUAACAUCCAACAAAAGCACCAUAUAUAUAAAGAGAGAGUUGUGAAAGACUGUGUGGAAAUGAUAAAUGUGAUUAAAUUACUAGAAAACCAUUAUGAACUAAUUUUGGUAGGAAGACAGCAUGAAAGCAAUUCGCCAUUGUUCAUGGGACUUACUUUAUGGAAUGAGUAUCCUGAGCUAGGGUACUUGGGGGACAUGUUAGUGUCAUCAGAGUCUGAUUGGGAGGUAUCAGUGUUGGUGGUGCAACAACAAACAUUUGAAGGUGAAGAUAUGCCUGAAGGCUUCAAGCUCCUUAUGGAAGACGCAUUCUCAGUAAACGGAAGUAUAUCAAGCGAUACCAAAUUGUGCCCCAAUUCCCACAAGACCAUCUGA
Quercus robur (English oak) is the source of this 2409-nucleotide messenger RNA. Its product is annotated as cation/H(+) antiporter 15-like. Gene Ontology annotation, biological process: proton transmembrane transport; regulation of pH. Bases 1 to 2409 code for a protein of 802 amino acids. The transcript is spliced from 3 exons. The record is from RefSeq and is a predicted model, not a curated record. Gene Ontology annotation, cellular component: endomembrane system; membrane. Gene Ontology annotation, molecular function: antiporter activity. Lineage: Eukaryota; Viridiplantae; Streptophyta; Magnoliopsida; Fagales; Fagaceae.